AUGUCAAGUAACGGAAAACGCCCUCGAUAUGAAGAGGAUAGUGACGAAAUAGAGGAAAGUACACCCAGCUCAAACGGUUCCUUAGUGAGGCAGCAAGUAACUAGUGUAAAAUUGCCCAGGAAUCUGGAGCCUUCGAUCUUUGGUGUUCUGCCAACCAGCGAUUUCACAAGGACCAUCGGAAACUUUUUAUUCGAACACAUUGAAGAUGAAUAUGUCGAGAUUGUCAAAGGCGGUAUUGUUGAGAAAGUCCGUAUUGCUUUUUUGAAUAUCUAUUCUCCAAAUACCCAACUAGAUUAUCGCAUAUCUGUAAACUCCGAAAGACCAGUGGAAAAGCCGACCGGCAAAAUCAUGCACGAACGAAAUAAGGAUAGAUUAAGUUACACACAUCAAUUGUUUAAGAUAGAUCUGACGCAGGUCAAAGGCCCCGAGAAAGCGCGAAACAUCGAUGGUACCAUGCCUCCGCAAGACGUUACACAUGAACUUGAGGUCGAAUUCUUAGAUCCGCGAGUUCUAAUUGAGGAAAAAACAAAACUAGAACGGAAGCAAUCCAACCGUUAUGUAGAAAUAAUUGAG
Molecule: messenger RNA, 573 nt
Organism: Acaulospora colombiana
Lineage: Eukaryota; Fungi; Glomeromycota; Glomeromycetes; Diversisporales; Acaulosporaceae
Source: the annotation of a GenBank genome assembly